CAACCCUGGGCGGAUGCGCGCAAAGAAUGCUGGGAUAUGAUGUACUGAUGUACCACGAAGGUUGGCGGGAAUGCAGGCUUCUUCCCAACGGAGAAGGAGGACACAUUUGUAGGUCGCAUUUGGAUGAGCCUUCGCGCGGCACUAUGACGUCAUGCAGCCUACAAUUGCGCACUUUGAGGAUGCAGACACAGCCAAUGUAUGCUCGUCAUGUGUCAAGGAGUCGCUGAGCACCUCCCCCCGAGCGCAGUUCUUUCAUUUGCGCCAUUUUGUUCGCUCACUUUGUUGAUUGGGCUUUAGCGAGCUGCACUGGAGCCAAUCAGAGGGGAACCGGACAGCGACUACACGCAAAGCAUUGGAUAAGCAGCUAUGGAGCAGUACACCGCUGCCACCACGGCUACAGGAGAGCAGAUUGUAGUACAAACGGCCAAUGGACAGAUCCAACAGCAGACUCAGGGCACAGUGACGGCUGUGCAGCUGCAAACAGAAUCACCAGUGGUGACGGCCUCAGGCCAGCAGGUGCAGACACUCCAGGUAGUUCAAGGGCAACCUCUGAUGGUCCAGGUCAGCGGUGGGCAACUCAUCACGUCAUCCGGACAACCCAUCAUGGUGCAAGCCAUGUCAGGGGGUCAGGGUCAAACCAUUAUGCAGGUUCCUGUGUCUGGAGCUCAGGGACUACAACAGAUUCAGCUGGUGCAGCCAGGUCAGAUCCAAUUGCAAGGUGGUCAGACCCUCCAGCUCCAAGGCCAGCAGGGUCAGCCCCAGCAGAUCAUCAUCCAGCAACCCCAGGCAGCCAUCACAGCCGGACAGAACCAGGGUCAGCAGAUCAGUGUGCAGGGCCAGCAGGUUGCACAGACGGCUGAUGGACAGACCAUCGUCUACCAGCCUGUCAAUGCAGAUGGUACCGUCCUGCAGCAGGGUAAACUCCACUCGUACCUUCAUUACUCAAUGCUGUUGAGCUGUCCUGUUAAUGAAGAUGUGUACUUGUCAGGAAUGAUCACAAUUCCGGCAGCUAGCUUGGCAGGUGCUCAGAUCGUACAGGCAGGAGGUGCCAACACUAACACGACCAAUAGCCAGGGCACUGUGACCGUCACCCUGCCCGUCUCUGGCAACAUGGUCAAUGCAGGUGGAAUGGUCAUGAUGGUGCCUGGAGGUGGUGGAGUUCCCACAAUGCAGCGUAUCCCUCUACCAGGAGCUGAGAUGCUUGAAGAAGAGCCCCUGUAUGUAAACGCCAAGCAGUACCAUCGUAUCCUGAAGCGAAGACAGGCCCGAGCCAAACUGGAGGCUGAGGGCAAGAUCCCCAAAGAAAGGAGGAAAUACCUUCACGAAUCUCGCCACCGCCAUGCCAUGCAGCGCAAGCGAGGAGACGGUGGCCGUUUCUUUUCACCCAAGGAAAAGGAAGAAAUGGCCUUGGCACUGGCCCAGCAACAGCAGGAAGCGGUGCAAGCCGCCGCCGAUGAGACGGUGGCUCAGAUGAUCCGGGUCUCAUAGCAUCUCUCCCCAGCAUCAUCACUUCUUUUUGUGACCUCUGCUCUGCCUUCAUCCCAUCUGUCACAUCUUUGCUUCUUCUGGUCUUCCAGGCAGCAGGCCAGCCCUGUCAUGGAAAUCUCUCGUCAGUCGGCCUCAUAUUGACAAAUGCUUCCUUGGUCCAAGCAGCUAUUUAUUUUCACGUGUUGAACUGGGGCCUUCCAUACGGAAUUACGUGAAGUUAGACACGGAUAUGCUUUCAUUCAAUGGCAGGAGAAUUGGAAAUGGUACAACAUUUUUUCUCAGAGACUCAUUAACUUGAUUAUGCAUCAGUGUUGAAUUUGUAUCAUAUCAUUUAUGUCAUGUUCUGUACUUUGGACUUUUUUUUUCUUCCACCCAUGUUCCGUGUGGAAUAACCUGACAUCAACUGAGCAAAACAUUUGAAAUGUGAUACUGUUGUAAGAAUCUUGUAUAUUGGUUGUUUUUAUCCCAAAUUGUACUUACAACUAAUUUUAACAUUUUUAAACCCAUUUUAUACAGUCUAAUUCUUGGCGGUAAAGUUCUUCUAUCCUUAUUUACUUCCUGGCCCAAAAAAGUCACACAAAUACGGCACACAUUCUCUUGUACUGAUGACAUGACGUUAGGACCGCUGCCCGAGUUUCCUUCCCUGGGAUCUUUUCCACCUGCUAAUUAUGCAAUGGAUAGUUUCAGGAAUCUCCUUACGUGUUAUCUCACGCUUGCUGCAUGCCAGUAAUGAAACAGGAAGAGUACGGAGGAGAAGGUAAACGCAGCAUCAUUUAGGCCAAAAACGUCUUUCACCCACCCAGUAAAUAUCCAGUAUUUGCUUAGUGAACUGCUGCUGGUGACCUUUUUGUGGCCAGGAAUUGUAGUUAAUACUUACAAUGGUGUCUUUCAACCCAUGAGUGGAUGCAAAUGUUUUUAUACGUACAAGCAUUACUGAUUUCAUACACACACACACACACACACACACACACACACACACACACACACACACAGAAACACUAGUGGUUGGACACCUCAGCUAAUUAAAC
This is a messenger RNA of Doryrhamphus excisus (bluestripe pipefish), 2516 nucleotides long. NCBI's taxonomy places the organism in Eukaryota, Metazoa, Chordata, Actinopteri, Syngnathiformes, Syngnathidae. The record is from RefSeq and is a predicted model, not a curated record.